Corythoichthys intestinalis (scribbled pipefish) is the source of this 4742-nucleotide messenger RNA. RefSeq names its product gastrula zinc finger protein XlCGF52.1-like. Gene Ontology annotation, biological process: regulation of transcription by RNA polymerase II. Gene Ontology annotation, cellular component: PcG protein complex; nucleoplasm; chromatin. Gene Ontology annotation, molecular function: DNA-binding transcription repressor activity, RNA polymerase II-specific; RNA polymerase II cis-regulatory region sequence-specific DNA binding. The transcript has 3 exons. Bases 1523 to 2827 code for a protein of 434 amino acids. The record is from RefSeq and is a predicted model, not a curated record. Lineage: Eukaryota; Metazoa; Chordata; Actinopteri; Syngnathiformes; Syngnathidae.
UUGAGAUGUUUAAAGCUUGGGAAAUCUUUUUGUAUCCAAAUCCGGCUUUAAACUUCUCCACAACAGUAUCUCGGACCUGCCUGGUGUGUUCCUUGGUUUUCAUAAUGCUCUCUGCACUUUUAACAGAACCCUAAGACUAUCACAGAGCAGGUGCAUUUAUACGGAGACUUGAUUACACACAGGUGGAUUCUAUUUAUCAUCAUCGGUCAUUUAGGACAACAUUGGAUCAUUCAGAGAUCCUCACUGAACUUCUGGUUUGCUGCACUGAAAGUAAAGGGGCCGAAUAAUAUUGCACGCCCCACUUUUCAGUUUUUUAUUUGUUAAAAAUGUUUAAAUUAUCCAAUAAAUGUAACGCGAUCGUGUGUGUUUUUGUUUGUAUUUAAUAAACCCAUGAACGCCUCCCUCUUUUGUUGUCUGCCUUGAGGUACAACCUUGUUUCCACAGUUGCGGACCCUAACAUUGGCAACAAAAUAAACCACACAUUUCCGAAGAUGGACGAUGGACUCUCUUCUUCGGCUCUCCAAUCCAGAGGCAAUUUAAUUUUGUUAAAAUUUCAGUUAAAUUUGCCAUUUCCAGUUUACCAUGUUGUAAUUUUGAUGUGUGUUUACCGCUUUUCCUCUUACUGCGAAAAAAGAGGAAAUUACGAUCGGCCCGCUAUAUUUACGUCAUGAGUCUUAGUGCUAUGACCCGGGAAUUGUAACCUUAAGUUCAAGGCAGACAUUUUCAAAGAUGGCGCAGCCAUAUUUCGCUCAGUAAACUUGUCUAUAUAUAAAUCAACUUGAGAAUACAGUCACUUGAGGACAUAGCCAAUGUGUAUUUUUCUUUGAAUUUUCAAUUUGUUUAUUUUAUCAAUUCAUUUAUAGCAUAGAAUUUAAAACAUGAAGUUGAAUAAUGAUUUGAUCAUCAUGAAUAAAAAAUAUAUAACCAACAAUAGUAUGCAUUUCAUUGAUCAAAGUCAGAAACAACCUGCUUUGAGUCGAGGCUUAUUGCCAACAGCGACCUCUCCUGGAUGUUCCUUCUCUUUGCCUCGAUGCAGUUCUACCUUGCAUUCUUCUUUCGUAGCUUUGGAAUAAUUAGGUCUCAUGGCUAGCAAGAUAAGCUAAACCAAGUGAUCCUGAGAAGCUUCAGUGCCUUAUUAAAAUGAACCGAUUCCAUUAUUUUGUUGCCUGAUGGAUGAAUUUCAACGGAAGCUGUCUAGUCAGUUGGAUAAAGACCUUACGUCCAACGUAUUUAUUUCCAGACAAACUUCUGAGCCACCUAAAUUGAGUUACUGAUAGUUAUUAGUCAAAUACCGAUAUGUUUAUCAUACUUUUGGAGUCCAAACUCUCCGACAUAAUACACUGAAUUUUCAGCACCUGAACGUUUUUACUUCCGGUUCACUUGACGCAACAAAUGUGAGUGUGCACCUAUCGGGGACUUGCAGUCCUUUCCUGUACUCUUCUGCUAACCAAACGAGCUCCUUUAAAGCAUUCUCAUCGGCUAAAUACUGAAGUCACGACAAACAACUGUAAAACGAAACAAAAUGAAGAGUCCCGCAGACGUCACUGUGGAAGAUCAUCAUUCUAAGAAGCAUGAUCCCCUCCGAGUCAAACGUGAGGAGUCCGAUAUGCCUUGUAUCAAACAGGAGGCGGAGCCAGAGACCCCCUACAUCAAAGAAGAACAGGAAGAUGAAAUCCCCCAGUUUCCAAUGUGUGUUAGUGUGAAAAUCGAAGAAGAAGAAGGUCCAAGCGAAGAGAGCGGAGCAGCAAAAUUUUCGAGCGACAGCUCAUUUCAGCACCUGACAACAAAAGGAGAGGGACAAUCGCAAACAGACAGCCUCUUAGCACCGCUUUCAGACAGCGACGACGUCACGUCACACUCUUCUGACUUCAACACUGAUGAGGAGGAAGAUGACUUUGACCAAAAUGCUUCGGAAUCCUUAAACAAGUCAUUGAAAAAAGACACUCAAGAAUGCGGAAUGAGGAAGGCUUUUCCCUGCUCACUUUGUGAUCAAACAUUUUCUAGGAAACAUCUUUUAAAAAAACACAUUCGUACACACACUGGGGAGAAGUCUUUUGGCUGUACACAUUGCGAUAAAAGAUUUUCUAGGAGUUCUAAUUUAAUUCGACAUAAACGUACACACACUGGAGAAAAUCCUUUUGCCUGCUCACUUUGUGGCAAAAGAUUCACCCAGAAGGGACAUUUAAAAAAACACACACUCACACACACAGGGGAGAAGCCUUUUGCCUGCACACUUUGUGAUAAAAGAUUCACUACGAAAGGAAGUUUAGUCAUGCACGAUAGAAUACACACUGGUGAGAAGCCUUUUGCCUGCUCACUUUGUGAUAAAAGAUUUUUUCAGAAGACCAAUUUAAAAAAUCAUCAGCAUACACACACUGGAGGGAAGCCUUUUGUCUGUACACAUUGCGAUAAAAGAUUUUCUGGGAGUUCUAGUUUAAGUAGACAUAAACGUACACACACUGGAGAAAAGCCUUUUGCCUGCACACUUUGCGAUCAAAGAUUCACCGAUAAGGGACAUUUAAAAAAACACACAGUCACACACACUGGAGAGAGGCCUUUCUCCUGUACUCUUUGCGUCAAAAGAUUUUCAAAGAGAAGUCAUUUAGAACAACACACACGUACACACACUGGAGAAAAGCCUUUUGCCUGCUCAUUUUGUGGUAAAAGAUUCACUCAGAAAGGAAAUUUAGUCUUGCACGAAAGAAUACACACUGGAGAGAAGCCUUUUGCCUGCUCACUUUGCGGGGAAAGAUUUUCUCAGAAGCUACGUUUAGUAUUGCACAUAAGAAAACACACUGUGGAAAAACCUUUGAAUUGCAAUGUGUGACCAAAUAUUCUGAUCCCUGCCACGCAUAUACAGUGGAAAAAGUAUUUCAAUUUCCUUAUGCAGUUUCCCUUCAGCCUCUUUUUGAAAAAGUUGUUCUAAUGAUUUUGCAGGUCCUUUUUAACAACUGUCCAAUAUUCUGAUUUUCUUAAUUGAAUGAAUUGACGUUAUAUGUCUUUCUGUUGGGAUUGUUCCAUACUGCUUUCUAAAGCCCACGGGCGUAGGUUUGGUCUCAACAAUGGUAGGGACGCUAUAACAGCAUAGCCUGCAUAUACACUUUUUGCUGGGGACGGGACAUUAAUAAGACCAAAUAGAUUGGGUGAAAGUGGGGCUGGGCUACAUUUCUCACAAAUAUGCUGAUGUGUUGCCUACGUAAAAAUGAAAAAAGUUACAAUUGUUAUUUUCAAGGGAGAAAAUGGGGGAAAUCCCUCUUUCUUCAUAUAAAGGAAAUUUACAGUGGAUGUGUUUUUGUGUGCUUUUUUUUUUUUUUUUUUUUACAGAAAUGUUUGCAUAGGCUGCAAAUAACAUUUUUAAAUGAAUAACGGAGAAAACUAAUAAAUUUAAUCAAUGAAGAAAUGCACAGUUGAAGUAACGUUAACGGUAGAAAACACAUACAGUACAGGAGGAAACUUAUCUCUAAGCUGCUCCCUACUCGAGUUUUGCAGGUUAGUAAGUUCACACAGUUUAAUGUUAUGCUAACUGUGAUGCAGGUCGGACGUUAACAAAAUUAGUGGCGUGUUCCCCACCUCCACAACAUUGACGUGUACUUACAGCUGCUGUUGUGGCUGGCCGAAAAAAAAUUCUAAUAUCCCUCAUCUUUGAAGGGGGUGGAGGAGGCGGCAGGUUGACUUGUAUUUCUGUCGGGGUUGUGUGAGUAUGCGUGUUUGUUUGUUCAAGACAUCAGCCAAUCAAACGUGCGUUUGAGGGCAAAAAUAUGGACCGGCACAUUCAGCAGUGAAAAGGGGUAAAUGUAGGUCUGAACAUAAUGAAAAUACAGUAAUUCACUUAAUAAUGGAAGGGUCAAUUCUAUUCUUACAACCUAUGUGAAGACAUUAUUGAUUAUUAUUAAUAAUUAUCAAUUAAUAUAUAAUCAAUUAAUAAUUAUAUAAUUCAAAUACGGUUGCUUAAAAGUUGGUGGGGACAAUUUGAGUAUCCUGAGAAGUUGGUAGUGUUAUGUCCCUACCAUCCCGAUGCAAACCUCCACCCUUGUUAAAGCCCCUUUCAGACUUAUGUCCUGUUAAAUUCCCGUGUAAGGUGACGCAGGAUUUAAACGUGUCAUACCUUUGACACAUGGGGAAAUGUCCCAGGAAUAAACCGGGUUGUAUGUGUGAAAGUGGGUUCCCGGGUUGGUGUCUCGGCGCUCUCUGUGCGGGGAGGGCGGCUGGCGCGAUGUUAUAACCAGAGCAUUACAUCAUUUUUGGUCGGCAUCACCUGUCACAUUCUGUUGGUCAGAUCGUGUUUUGUUACAGAGCGUUCCUGACGUUGUACCUGAAGUCAAUUCAAGGUAAUCAAGACUGUAUUUUAAGCUCAGGCGAUCCAAGAGAAGGGUGCCGAGAUAUCAACUUGCUGGGCGCCAUUCGACACUUUGUACUCUUGAAUGUUGUGCAUUUGCUGGCUUGUUUGUCAACCGCCAUUCUUUUGAAAUCCUCUACGUUGUGCUGGCAUUUGGGUAUAUUUAUUUUGCUAUCGGUUCUCUUCCUACCGCUUAGGUUAAUAUUAUUGAUCCUCGCCGUUUUCACGGACAUAUUGUGUUAUUCCCGUUAUUUUUCCGCGAUCGUGUGUGUUUUUGUUUGUAUUUAAUAAACCCUUGAACGCUUCCCUCUUUUGUUGUGUACCUUGAGGUACAACCUUGUUUCCACAGUUGCGGACCCUAACACUGGCAACAAAAUAAACCACACAUUUCCGAAGAUGGACGAUG